AUGGGAAAGUAUAGGAGCACCCCAUACAAUUUUAUCAAUGAUUCAAAAUUACAGAAUACCUUUCCUACAAAAACCACCUUUAAUGACUUUAAAUACAAAAACACAAGCAAAAGUGACGAACGAAAAUCCAGAUGUUAUAUCGACCCAAAUAUCGGAACUUUUGAAAUUAAAAGCAGCUAUCCCCAUAAGGUACUCAAGAGGAUUUGUGUCUCCAAUAUUUCUGAGAAAGAAACCGAAUGGAGAUUACAGAAUUAUAAUAAAUUUAAAGAACCUCAACAAUUACGUGAGCACUCCAAGAUUUCACCUCCCAAACUUAUAUUCAAUGCCAAAUCACCUGUGGGAGAAAGAUUACAUGCUGAAGAUAGACAUUUCUCAGGCAUAUUACCACAUCCCAGUCACUCAAGCACACCAACGGUACUUAACAUUCCAGCACAAUCAGUCAUUUUUCCAUAUGACAUGUCUUCCAUUCGGACUCGCAAGUGCCCCGUCAGCAUUUGCGAAGAUCACAAAUUGGUUAGCACAGUACCUAAGAGAGAACCAACUAAAAGUGAUCGUGUACUUAGACGAUUUUCUGCUGAUGCACGAAGAUCCAGAGAUCUUAUUCCAGCAAGGACGCUUCGCGGUAGAGCUUUUGGAAAGUCUCGGAUGGUGCGUGAACAAUUCCAAGUCUAUAACUACACCUACGCGCUGCGUCGAAUACUUGGGUAUAAUCUGGGAUACAGAGAGAAACUUGAAGUACUUGCCACCACAAAAAAUAAAAGCAUUUCAAACGCACAUCACGAAACUUCUCAAAGUGGGCCACUGAAACUGGUGGGACGCAAAAAGCAUAGCAGGGAAGCUAAAUUUUGCUGCAGAAGUAGUACCUUUAGGUCGCCUACACUGCAGAAAUAUCCAGAGAUCGUCAAAACACCUACCAAAGUCAAACCGUCGCAAAGUAGUAACUAUCGACCAAGCCGCCAGGGAAGACCUCACAUGGUGGACUCGAAAUGUACACAAAUCUUCUCCUAUUCACCGGAAACCAGCAUCAGCCUUCAUAACGACAGAUGCAGCAGACACAGGGUGGGGAGCUUUAAUGAACAGCAAGAAAUUGAAAGGAAGAUGGAACGACAAACAAAAAGCCUGGCACUACAACCAGAAGGAACUCUGGGUACUUUACGAAGUUCUCAAAAGAGAGAAAAAGUUCCUGAGAGGGAAAUCGAUUAUCUUCCAAUCCGACAACCGAACAACCAUAGCCUAUAUCAACAAACAGGGGGGGACGAAAUCAACUAUCCUAUUGAAGACAGCUUCGAAGAUACUAAACCUAGCUGCGCAACUGAAAAUCACUAUAACAGCCAGAUAUCUCCCAGGGAAAUUAAAUGGCAUUGCCGACAGCUUAUCAAGGCAAAAUGCUCUACCAGAAUGGCACUUAAGCGAAGCAAUUCUUGGCCAAAUCUUCCAGAAGCUUGGAACUCCACAAGUAGACCUGUUCGCUUCAAAACGUUCGGCAGUCGUAUCCAAUUAUGUAACCGAAGAUGUCUCGGACCGGAACAGCAUAUACACGGACGCCUUCAGUCGAACAUGGAAUUUCAAACUGGGGUGGGUCUUCCCACCGCCAGCACUAAUACCAAGAGUUCUUCGCCAUCUCAACAAGUGCACGGGGACUUACCUGCUUGUAACCCCGGAAUGGACAAAUGCAUUCUGGAUGCCGAUGUUGGAAAACAGAUCUACCAGCAAACCCCUCCGGCUGGAGAAUCUGCGGACUCACCUUGUAGACUUACGGACCCAAAAACCUCCACGGGGGAUAGACACAAUAGUUUUGCAGGUAUGGCACAUACAGGCUGGUCCAAUUUCGUUAACCCCUGGCCUACCGAACUCAAACACGUAGUGGAAAAGUCUUGGCGACAAUCUAGCAUCAAAACAUACCGACCAGCUUGGGAAAAGUGGGUCGCAUGGGCCUCAAAAGAAGAUGUCUCUGUAAAAGAACCAAAAGCAACAGACUUAGCACGUUAUCUCGGAUUCCUACAUACCAAGAUGAAGCUGGCGCCGAACACCAUAGCACUACAUAAAUCAGUAGUAUGCACUUUUACGAAUCCAGAUGCUACCGCAUCGAUCGGCUCGCACCCUCUGGUCAAACACAUGCUGAAAGGCAUCAGUUUGGAAGGGCGAAAACGUCCUAGUAGACUUACCUGGAACGUAAACGAAUUUACUGAGUGGUUAAAGUGCUACAAAUUAAAUGAGGAUAGCAUCUUUCAAGUCAGCAGACAUCUAGCUAUCCUGUUACUUCUAGCCACAGGUCGAAGAAUCCACGAUCUAACUUUAUUAAAUAUAAGCGAAGAGUUCCUUGAAAUAACAGAUAAAAGUAUUAAAUUAUGGCCUAAAUUUGGCUCAAAAACAGAUACCUGUACAUACAUACAAUCAGGUUGGGAAAUAACAAUGAACCCAGUCAAAAACUUAGACCUCGUUACCUGGACUAGACGCCUACAGGAAAUAUCAGAACCAAGACGAAGAAACAAAGGUAUUACAAAUUUGUUUAUAACAACCCGCGGUAAAGUCGCCCCAGCUUCAAGAUCAGUGAUAGCGGGAUGGAUACGCACACUGUUCAAAGAAGCCAACAUAAAUGCCUCUCCAGGUAGCUGCAGAUCAGCCGUUGCUACCGGUAAUUGGUUUCGCGGGUAUACAAACAUAGAAGAAAUUAUGAAAAAGGGUAAUUGGCAAACUGCAAAAACAUUCUUCAAUCAUUAUCUCAAACCAAUCAACCCUAAAGUCCCAAAUACAAUCAGUAAUAACCUUUCAGAUAAUUUUGCGUUAAUCGACUGA
Messenger RNA from Parnassius mnemosyne (clouded apollo), 2796 nucleotides. The record is from the annotation of a GenBank genome assembly. Lineage: Eukaryota; Metazoa; Arthropoda; Insecta; Lepidoptera; Papilionidae.